Suillus fuscotomentosus is the source of this 966-nucleotide messenger RNA. RefSeq lists its product as uncharacterized. The record is from RefSeq and is a predicted model, not a curated record. The annotation marks the transcript as partial. The transcript is spliced from 7 exons. Lineage: Eukaryota; Fungi; Basidiomycota; Agaricomycetes; Boletales; Suillaceae.
CAAAACAGUGAAUCAAAUGUAUAUUAUGACCGAGCAAUUCGAAGGCUCAUGUGCCUAACCGAGCGCGUUGAAGAUCUAGUGGUAGAAUUUGAUAGGCACAUUGGACUGGGCGCUGCCAAUGAAUCUGAUGCUGAUAUAAUGGACUCAGAUAACCCAGAAGAGAAUAGACAGUAUUGCUCCUUCAAGAAACUUAUGACAUGGUGUCCCUCGGUUCGUAAGUUGCUACAGUCAUCUGCCAAGCAUGAAACUCUUGCUUUUGCGUAUAGUAAGCUGAAUGAAAGCUCUGAUGGGGCCAGAGGAGACGACUCUGCUGGUCUCAAGCGUGCUGUCGCUGAUUGGCUAAUGGAACGUACCCCCACGCCAAAUCCCCCCAUUCACAAGCAAAACAAAUCUGGUCGAGGAUUUUACCAUGACGUGACGGGUGAACUCUUGUGCCCAGUUGAUUAUACAGUAACUGGAGCAAUCCCAUCAUCCAUUCGAGACUACCAUCCCGAUUUUCACAUCACUGCUUGCUCUUGGCCUUUGUUCCUGUACAAGGAUGGAUGUUACAACCCCCAGAACCCUACAAAGGAUCUGUUUAAAGGCGAGCUACUAGUCAAGGUAUUUAAAUGUGUAUUCACCUCUCCGAGUUCCACAGACGAGGAACAAGCUGUUGACUCGAUGGGUCGUUCCACACUCGGCAGGAACAGUGGCAAGUGUCGCACUUGGUGUGACCUAAGAUUUGCAUUGUCAAGCUCAGGAUCUUGGCGCGUCGUUGAUGACGAAUUCAACAAUCAAGAGUUUUAUGAUAACAUAGUUGACUAUCUUGAACUUCCUCCAACACCUGAAGCAGCGAAAGAAGUGGAUGAUCUCUUACUUUGGUGGAAUAGAAAAGUUUUUGGUCAAAAACAUGUUUCUGACUAUCGCCCGCAGCAGGCAAACCACAUGUCAGUUGCCAUGACUUUGGCCAAGCGAUGUUGCCCAUAG